Messenger RNA from Andrographis paniculata, 640 nucleotides. RefSeq lists its product as uncharacterized. NCBI's taxonomy places the organism in Eukaryota, Viridiplantae, Streptophyta, Magnoliopsida, Lamiales, Acanthaceae. The coding region runs from base 91 to 480 and encodes 129 amino acids. The record is from RefSeq and is a predicted model, not a curated record. The transcript is spliced from 3 exons.
CCCACCCCACCCCACCAAGUCAGUCUCUUGCCUCUGUCACCACUGAUCAUCCUCGGAAAUUCUCUUCAUAUUUUGAUUCUUUUCCUGCUCAUGAUCAUGGAGGCCAAUAACGAUGACAUGAUGGCUAAUGGAUGGCCACUCGGCCUCAGAAGCAUGAUCUCCAGAUUCAGAACGGCGGCAGUGGCGGCGCAGCAGCCGCAACAAUUUCGCAGCCUCCGUUCCAGAAGCUUCUCUUCAUUCUCAUCCUCAAAUCUUGACACUGAGUCCACAGCAUCUUUCUUUCCAGACCAGAGUGUAUCCUUGGGAAAGCUGAUUGGAAUUAGGCCAUUGAAGAAGAAAGUAAGCCUCUGCUGUGAUGAAGAACACAGGAAAGUGUCUGAUGAUAAAGAUCAGGACUUUCGACAGGGGCUCUGCGCUCCACUGCUCCACCAUGUCAUUGGGAAGAAAGGGUCCAGUGGGGGAGACAGCAAAAGACAAUAAACUAAUAAUCAUCUCUGGAUUUUUGUGUUUUAUGCGAAUUGUGUUUGCAGUGAAUUCUUGAAAUUUAUUUCUUUGGCUUGCUGUGAAUUAGCAAUUGUUUGUGAGUUGUAAUUGUCAUGUGUUCCUCAUUGAAUAAACGGGAAUAUAUUCUGCAUGGGUA